AUGUACUUUAAGAAGUCGAUUUUCUUGUUGGCCGCGGCGCGUGUUGUCCUUGCAAAGGUUCAAUUUCUAGGAGUUUCUAUUGCGGGAGGCGAAUUCGGGUGUAAGAACGAUGGAACAUGUCCUUUAGACUCCGCAAAACUUCCUGACGAUGGAGUUACUCAAAUGUGGCACUUUGUCGGAGAUGACGCCAUCAAUAUACUGAGAAUGCCAACAUCAUGGCAGUUUCUCGUCAACGACAAUUUAGGCGGAAAGCUCGAUAGCAACAACUUUGAUAAAUAUGACCGAUUGAUGCAGGCUUGUCUCGCCACCGGCGCAUACUGUAUGAUCGAUAUCCACAACUACGCUCGAUGGAACGGCAAGAUCAUCGGACAGGGUGGACCGACGGAUGACCAGUUCGUCAAUCUCUGGGAACAGUUGGCGAAGAAGUACUCCGACGAGGAUAAGGUUGUCUUCGAGCUCAUGAACGAGCCGCACGACAUCGAUGUCGAUACGUGGGCGAAGACUUGCCAGCAAGUUGUCACGGCUAUUAGAAAAGCGGGCGCGACGAAGCAGAUGAUACUGCUUCCUGGAUCAAAUUCCGAUGGCGUGGCGACACUAACCAAGGACGGCGGUGCGGAGCAAUUGCUAGAUAUCACGAACCCUGACGGAUCAACAGAUAAUCUGCUCUUGGAUAUCCAUGCUUAUUUAGAUAAGGACGGCUCGGGGACGAACAAGCAGUGUUCAACGGAUAACACUGAUGCGUUCACGGACCUUGCGAAGUUCCUGAGGAAAAAGGGGAGGAAAGGUCUCGUCAGCCAGACCGGUGCGUCGCAAGAUUCUUCUUGUCUUAAGAUGUUUUGUGCGCAAAACACACUUAUCAACGACAACUCGGACGUCUUCGUAGGCAUAGUUGGUUGGGGCGCUGGCAACAUCGAGACCUCUGAUAUCCUAAGCUUGACGCCGUCGAAAAAAGAUGGACGUUUAGUUGAUAAUCAGUUGAUGUCUGAAUGUCUGGUCGAUACAUGGGCCAAUGCUAAGGAAGUAAUUGAUCCGCCAAAGCCGGAGCCGGAGUCGACAACAAAGGAAUUCAUUCCUACUUUUACUACCUCCUUAUCGAGGAGCAUUGUUACGCCACCUGCGCGCACAUCUUCAUCUGCAGACUCUGUAGACUUCGACGAACCGGUUGUCACGGUCCAUGUCCUUUCCGAUAUAAUUACAAAAUAUUACAUUAACAUGUCUGAACUGUCGGAAUCUAUAAAGGCUAUACAAGAAGCGUCCAAGGAAGACCGCUUUACAUAUCUCACCAUCCUCCAAUACCAUGUUACUUCUCCAGAAAUCUUACCGGCCUUAAAUGAAGUCCUCCAAGAUGCCGAUCUCACGCAAGAAAUUGGUUGGGAUCUGGUACAGAUGCUACUGAACAUCGAUGGCUCGGAAACAUGUCUCGAGACGGUGGCCCGUUUAGGAAACCCCCGCGAAGUCGUCAUUAAAGUUAUGGAGGCGCUGGAGGGUCUUACUGUCGCCUGGAAUGACGAAGUAGUCGUCGAUGUGGAGGAACCCGGACUCAUCCCGGACUCCAAAAUACCGGGGAAAUUCAUCACUCUACUUGGCAUGCUCGCGAUUCUUCACCAGCGUAUCAAGACAAAGUACCCCUCUCGAUUUCUGGGGCCAUCGCUAGUGAAGGUGUUCGAGGCCUAUCAGCCCACACCGGAGAUGACUGCCUCCGUAAUAAAUCUAGUCUAUUCGCUCUCAGGCCGUAAAAGGCCACCCUUACCCUCUAGGAAAUCUAGCAUUAAUGUGGCCAAUCCCGAUCAAGAUGGAGAUGAUUCUAAGAAUGCGCCCGAUCCUGAGGCUGAGCAGGAGGAUCCAAAAGAGGAAGCCAUGCAGCAGAAGCUACUACAAGCUUUUGUUACGUGUAUCUUACAGCGAUAUGUAAAUGCAUACGACAUGCUAUGGUCACCUCGACUUCUGGAGGUAUACCACCCGCAAAAGAAUGUUCCAGGUAAGAAGACGACGAUUGAAGCGUUUAGGGAAAACGAGGAACUACAAAAACGAGAUGCAGUAGUAGGACAUCUUGUUGCCUUACUACGUGAUCUCGGUCUAAGUAAUUGCUCAAAACAGUUCGUAAAGAGUAUUUCCGAAGGUCCAGUUCAUAGAGAUCCCCUGGCAGCUUUCGACGACUUUUCCUCGGUGGAUGAUAUACACUACUCCCCGGGUGGGUCCGUGUGUCUUAUCGCCUACUGGUUAUUCUCGAGAGACGUCUUCGGCUCAGAUAGCCCUUGGCCCGAGAUGCACAUAUUCCCGGACCAUGCCUCGAUACUCGGGCGAUUUCUUGGCAGGGAAAUGCAGUCAGAGAUUCUUGCUAGUCCGGGAAUCGCCGAUGCUUUACUAGCUAUCGGACUCGGACUCGAAUAUCGGAAACUAGUAAAAGCUGAAGAUUAUACAAAUCUAAUGGCCUAUCACCAUAAUCUGACGCUCAUCUCAGUAUUCCAUCCGGACAUUCAAGUCAGGAACGCCGCCACAUCAUUUGCUGGCACUCUUCUCCACUCCGAGCCUGACGACCAUAACCGAUUAGAAAUCCUCGAGGAUCUAUUAGAGAACUGCAUGUUUGCGUCUCUCAAAGCAUGUGCGAUCACGUGGCUAAAAGAAGAGCUCAUCGCCGCCAGGGAAAGCAAGCGAUCCAAUCAGUUCUCUUCCCCUGACGUCAUUGAACGACUACAAUAUUUCUUAUUCCCCGAUAUGCUGUCCUUAAACGAAUCGAGCCCCGAGGCGCUAAUUGACUUUUGGGCUCAAAACAACCUAUUCCUCCUACAAGUUGCGAACUUCGCCUACUUCCUAUUUAUCGGCUUUAAGGAGCUCGUACCGGCCGGCAUGGGGGCAGCAGUGGGGCAGCGGUUUGUGGAGCCCUUAAUAGCCGCGGCGGAGAAGCUUCAGAAGGCGGAGGGAGUAGACGGUGAGAAUCAGAUGCAACUUAGCAUACUUACGGAUCGACUUCGUAGUCUUGGCCUACAAUAG
Messenger RNA from Daldinia childiae, 2991 nucleotides. RefSeq names its product Endoglucanase EG-II. Gene Ontology annotation, cellular component: cytoplasm. Gene Ontology annotation, molecular function: hydrolase activity, hydrolyzing O-glycosyl compounds. Bases 1 to 2991 code for a protein of 996 amino acids. NCBI's taxonomy places the organism in Eukaryota, Fungi, Ascomycota, Sordariomycetes, Xylariales, Hypoxylaceae. The transcript has 7 exons. Gene Ontology annotation, biological process: carbohydrate metabolic process; cellular response to oxidative stress. The record is from RefSeq and is a predicted model, not a curated record.